Molecule: messenger RNA, 1428 nt
Organism: Portunus trituberculatus (swimming crab)
Lineage: Eukaryota; Metazoa; Arthropoda; Malacostraca; Decapoda; Portunidae
Product: troponin C, isotype gamma-like
Exons: 6
Coding region: 139-591 (150 amino acids)
Molecular function (GO): calcium ion binding; enzyme regulator activity
Source: RefSeq, a predicted model, not a curated record
ACCGUUAGAAUUUCUAGUUAGUUAGAAUAAGGUUACAACGAAGGCAGCGAGGAAGAGAGGAACAGUUGUGUGUCCUGCCCGCAAGCUCAACACAUCUCCUCCUCCUCUUCCUCCGUCAUCUCUCUAACAUAAGACAAAAUGGACAACCUCGAUAAGGACCAGAUUGCAGCCCUGAGGAAGGCCUUUGAGUCCUUCGACAUGGACGGCAAGGGUUACAUCACCCCGGAGACCGUGGGCACCAUCCUGCGUAUGAUGGGCGUCAAAAUCUCUGAGAAGAACCUGCAGGAGGUUAUUGCAGAGACUGACGAAGACGGUUCCGGUGAGCUCGAGUUUGAAGAGUUCUGUUCUCUCGCUGCUAAGUUCCUGAUUGAAGAGGACGAGGAGGCCCUGAAGGCUGAGCUGCGUGAGGCCUUCCGUAUCUACGAUAAGGGAGGUGACGGUUACAUCACCACUGGCACCCUGAAGGAAAUUCUGAGGGAACUGGACAACAGACUGACUGAGGCUGACCUGGACGGCAUCAUUGAGGAGGUGGACGAGGACGGCUCCGGCACCCUCGACUUUGAUGAGUUCAUGGAGAUGAUGAGCGGUUGAAGAGAACAUCAGAGGACGCCAACAGUUGCUCUAUCUCUUAUCAUUACCUCCUAUCGUAUCUUCUUCCUAUCUUUUUAGUUUCUUUAGAGGUUAACUUUCAUCUCUGGUAAUUAUUAUAUCAUUUCCAUAUUUUUUGAUUAAUACCACUCUCCGUUUUUCUUUGUUCUUUGCCACUCCUACUUCUCUCUAGUUCUUUUUCUCUGACACAUCUCAUCUCUCAAACUAUUCCAGUCUUCCUUCUCGUACAAACACACAUCUCACUUACACAUCUAAUAGUAAAUUGAUCUCACACGAAUAUCUCUACCAAACUCAGACGUUGAUAACUCACAUAUAUCACACCCAGCGCAAAACAAUCGUAUGUAUCUAUGUAGUUGGCCUACCUUACAAACUAUGGCUAUGCGUGCCAAGAAUUUAGAUAUAUCUUCGUCCUGUAUAAGAAUUUCGUGUGGUAGACUUAACCUGCAAUGUAAUAUAGAUUAUAUAAACAGUGUUCCUUCUCUAUUUAUAUGAUAAUUCAUAAUCCAUCUACGUAAGGGAUGAAUGGUUUGCAUACAAAUAUAGACAGUAUUUGCUUCACAAUACCACCACAUAAUCUAUCUUUGUAGAAUCUAACACCUUACCUAGACCUUAGAGUGUUUUCCAUAUACUUACUAUACAUACUCCAUUAAAGUAUUUAAAGGCAUAUAUUCCAUCUGUGUUAAGUAUUAAGGUCACAAAGGUCUAUGUAGCACUGGUUAGGGCAGCCACAGUCAACAUCUAUUACGAGGCCUCUCGGGAACUCCUAGCUAUCUUUUUACUGGCUUGCCCAUGGCGCGAAUAAAACUUGUGAGGGAGUUC